Molecule: messenger RNA, 1524 nt
Organism: Xenopus tropicalis (tropical clawed frog)
Lineage: Eukaryota; Metazoa; Chordata; Amphibia; Anura; Pipidae
Product: oocyte zinc finger protein XlCOF7.1-like
Exons: 5
Biological process (GO): regulation of DNA-templated transcription; positive regulation of transcription by RNA polymerase II
Cellular component (GO): nucleus
Source: RefSeq, a predicted model, not a curated record
AUCCUGAAUCUCACACUGGAGAUUAUCUAUCUGCUGACUGGAGAGGGCUACGUCAUCCCUAAGAAGAAGAGCCCAACUGUGGGUUUGGGGGCCCUGCAUGCCCCUGGCUCCGUCAUACAGAAGGAAAAUGACAAGAAGAUCCUGGAACUCAUCUCCAACAUCAUCCAGCUGCUGACUGGAGAGGUUGCCAUAAGGUGUGAGGAUGUUUCCAUCUAUUUUUCCUUGGAGGAGUGGGAGUAUAUAAAAGGAAACAAGGCCCUUUACAGGGAAGGGAUAAAGGAGGAGGAGGAGCCCCGGCAGCUCCGCCCACUGGCCUGUGAGUAUAAAGAUGGGAGCGAUGUUACAGCACAUACGGAAGCAACUUUAUGUUGUAAUAAUGAUGGGAAUCUCACAAACCCUGAUGUUUCUCCAGCGGAACAGCCCCCACCGGCCAAUGGGAUUAAAGAGGAAGAGGCUUCAUGUGAAGGGAAAAACCAAUCAGAUUGCAGCAUUAAUCCCCUUACAGAACAGAUACAAGGAACAGACACACCUACUCCUAUCAUGGGGUGCAGCCUGGGUACCAGUCCUUUAAAAAUGAAGGGUAAUAAAUAUGAUAAAAACGCUGAUAACUCCCCACAAAAAUCACGGAUAAAUGAUUUGGUUAAACAUCUAAGGACCCACACAGGGGAGAGACCUUUUUCCUGUACUGAAUGUGGGAAAUGUUUUGCUGCUUCAUCAGAACUCGCUGUCCAUCAACAACGAACCCACACAGGGGAGAAACUUUCUUGUUCCGAAUGCGGGAAACGUUUCUCACGUCGAUCUAACCUUAUUCGUCAUCACAGAACCCACACAGGGGAGAAGCCAUUUCUUUGUUCUGAAUGUGGGAAAUGUUUUUCAGCUCACGCUACCCUUGUUUGUCAUCUAAAGACACACACAGGAGAGAAGCCAUUUCCUUGUUCUGAGUGUGGAAAAUGUUUCCAAAAUCAGUUUAACCUUGCUAGUCACCGAAGGACUCACACAGGGGAGAAGCCAUUUUCUUGUUCUGAAUGUGGGAAAUGUUUCUUUAAUCGCUCUAACCUUGCUCGUCAUCAAAGUAAUCACACAGGGGAGAAACCUUUUUCUUGUUCUGAGUGUAAGAAAUGUUUUGCCAGCUCAUCAAAACUUACUGUCCAUCAACGACAAGCUCACACGACUCACACAGGGGAGAAACCAUUUUCUUGUUCUGAGUGUGGGAAAUGUUUUACCACUUUAUCAGAAUGUACUGUCCAUCAAAGACGAACCCACAUAGGGGAGAAACCUUAUUCUUGUUCUGAAUGUGGGAAAUGUUUUUUCAGUUCAUCAGAACUUACUGUCCAUCGACAUGGAAUCCACACAGGGGAGAAAUCUUUUUCCUGUACUGAGUGUGGGAAAUGUUUUGCACAUAAGAGUAGUCUAAAUGCGCACUUUAAAAAUCACACAGGAGGAAAACCAUAAUCUUGUUCUCCAUGUGUCACUUCAUCAGACCUUUGUGUCCAUUAAUAAAGAACUUGCACAGGGGAGAAACCA